Messenger RNA from Manduca sexta (tobacco hornworm), 4186 nucleotides. It is a transcript of the gene Rac1, whose product is annotated as ras-related protein Rac1. Gene Ontology annotation, molecular function: GTPase activity; protein kinase binding; GTP binding. The coding region runs from base 306 to 884 and encodes 192 amino acids. The record is from RefSeq and is a predicted model, not a curated record. The transcript is spliced from 6 exons. Gene Ontology annotation, biological process: regulation of actin cytoskeleton organization; cortical cytoskeleton organization; motor neuron axon guidance. Gene Ontology annotation, cellular component: cell projection; cytoplasmic vesicle; cell cortex. Lineage: Eukaryota; Metazoa; Arthropoda; Insecta; Lepidoptera; Sphingidae.
UUUUUUAAUGCCGACAGCCGAACGCACGUAAUUUCCGUAUCUAGUUACUCUUUGGCACGUAAUCGGCGAAACGUUUCCGUAGUGAACGAAACGAGUAGUUUUAUGAGAUUUUUCUUAUCGCUAGUGGAGAGAUAUGAAAUUAUUGUUGUUAUCUAAAUACUGUGCCGUUCGUUUGUAGGAGUGUUGAUUGUGAUGCCGACGUGUAUUGAUUGCUAGAGGUGGUUACUUGUGCAUUUGCAGCCGAUUUGUGAAGCAUCCGUUAAAUUGUGGUUUAUUUUGUGACAAAGGCUACAUAGAACGCAGACAUGCAGGCGAUCAAGUGUGUCGUCGUCGGAGACGGUGCCGUCGGUAAAACAUGUCUGCUCAUCAGCUACACGACAAAUGCCUUCCCCGGAGAAUACAUACCUACAGUAUUCGACAAUUAUUCAGCGAAUGUGAUGGUGGACGGGAAGCCGAUCAACCUGGGCCUGUGGGAUACGGCGGGGCAGGAGGACUACGACCGGCUGCGGCCGCUGUCCUACCCACAGACCGACGUGUUCCUUAUAUGCUUCUCGCUCGUCAACCCGGCUUCGUUCGAGAACGUUCGGGCUAAGUGGUACCCAGAAGUGCGGCAUCACUGCCCGUCGACGCCCAUCAUCCUCGUCGGUACCAAGCUGGACUUGCGCGAAGACAAAGACACCAUAGAGAAACUUAAGGACAAGAAGCUCGCGCCUAUCACUUACACACAGGGUCUGGGCAUGUCGAAGGAGAUCAACGCGGUGAAGUACCUCGAGUGCUCUGCGCUGACGCAGAAGGGUCUGAAGACGGUGUUCGACGAGGCCAUCCGCGCCGUGCUGUGUCCCGUGCCGCCCCCCAAACAGAGCCGGAAGUGCACGCUGCUGUAAGACAUUACCAGAUAGUGUUAAACAGAUGUCGAAGCUGAUAAAGCUGAUUUAAUGCAGCCUAGCUUAAAACCAUAGAGCGCACUCAAUAUCAACACAACGUGUCGCAACAAACAAUUGUGUGCUGUAAAAUGGACUGCAAUAUGCAUACUGAUUCACAAUGAAGGCAUACCGAUAGGUGUUACUAUUACUAUUAAAUACGCAUUAAUGUAACGUGGGUUGGUGUGAGUGAGGCCCUCCUGAGUAAUAAUGUAUCGCUUUUUUAUAUUGUCUGGAAAAUUUAUAUGACACUGACAGUUGUGGCUGUAUCCUUGUGACCUUUGCCAAGUUUCCCCGUAUAGAAAAAUAAAAUGUCUAUUGUCAUUUUUAUAAUAAGCCGAUAAUAAAAAUUGUAAUUAAAUCUAAUAUUUUAACUAAAUCUAGCCACGAUCUGUCAGUGAAUUCAAAUUAACACUUUUUCGGAGUAUAACUCAAAUUUGGGUGCUUUAUAGUAACGCGAUCUUUGCUAUUAUACAAAAUAAAAUAUACAUUCCUACAUUGUUGCAGAUGUAACCAUACGUUCUGUACAAAUUGUUUUUCGAUUUAAAGCACAUCCGUUCAUUUUGAUGUGGUGUUGGUAAAAUGGAAUUGUUCAAAUUUGUGUUAGAGCAGAGAUUUAUAUUUUUCGAUUUAUUAUAGCGUCUUACAUUAAUUUCGUCCCCGAUUAAUGUAGCGGACUCAAGUACAGAAUAACGAUAAUGGCUCUCCAUUUCUUAUCUAUGUGUAUUAUCAUAAAGUUAAUUGUACAUUUUUAAAUUAAGUGCAAAAAUAUCGUUUUAGAUAACGCUUUUAAUAAUCGAUGUACUUUGAGAUUGAAAUUUCAUCCAGAACUGGGCUGUGGCGUUGUUUGGAUGUUAUUAAAGUUAUUUUAAUGUUUUUUUUCAACUGAUUGUAUGAAAUUAAUUGUUGUAGAAUAUAAACAACCGUAAUAUUGUUUAGUUUUAACAAAAAAAUAUUUUUGAUUUUUUUUUAAGUUCUUAUAUAAUUUCAAAUCCUUGCUCAGGUUUAUGUUACAGCUUUUUCAGAAGGAGUGAAUGAACGGCCAAUAAUUUAGAUACAUAUCGUUGGUGGAAUAGUUGCUGGUCAGCAUCUUUCUAAGCAGUAGGCAAAAAUAAUGGCGGUAAUUUAAUUAUUUUGAGCACAUCUCACUUAUUUAUCAUUGAUAUUUAUUAUUCUUAUUUAAAAUAAUUAACGCUGUCCCUUAAUAAUGGUUGUAUGGAUAAUUCCGUUACACAAUUUCAUCAUCAAAACAUUUCUUUUUUAUAAAUAAACACUAUAGACUAUAAAGCAGGCCACGGCACCCAACCGAUAAAGCUUCUGUAGAUUCAACAACAAACGUUUUAAUUAAAAUAACUAAAUUGUCGCCGCAAGCACAGCAUUCAACGACAUUCAAAACGGUUUCCAGUCUUCAAAGGCUAUUGUGGAUUUCGCACAAUUUAUAUUAAGCGUUUUGUACCGACCGAGUCGAAAUGGCCGCGUCGCUCGACGUCACGUCCGCCGCCCAUUUGGUUUUGGUCGUUUACGCUGACGGUCCACUGAGAACGGGCCUUUAUAUACUUGUAUCGAAUUUACCUUUAACAAAUCUGUAAACUCGCUUUGAAAUUUUUAAGCCAGUUUUUAAUGAGCCUCGUUUCCAACAAUAAGGUCUUUUGUAUUUUUAAAAGCAGUCCAAUGAAUGCGGACCUUCCAUAAUAAUAUCUUCGUAAAUCAUACCUUUGUUUCAUUAUUGUUUUUAUUUGGUCAUACAUUUGGUUUUCAUCCGAGCAUACAUUCAUUGAAGGUUGAUUAUUCUUUGAAUGAUUAUUAAUCACCGAAAUUAUGACUCGUUCUCUGUGCAUCGUCGGCCCUACGGGAGGAAUUUCGCUGUAUAUGUGAUAAACGGGUUUAGGCUUUAAUUGACCGUCGCAUUUAUAAAGUACGCAUUCAAUUGUGGACAUUAACGUUUUUUAUCGAUUUUAAAAUGGUACGAUCGUUUUUUAAAACGUUGAUUUACCGUUUUUUUUUUAUAUUAAAAAUGAAAUUGAUGUAUUGGAUUAUUGAUGUAUGUAAUUUUUUUUUAUUGGUCAUAGCAACACUGAAAUGUUAUCGUUUAAUUGCUAAGUACAGAAAUAUUUUAAUAUGGAUUUUUUUUCGAUAACCCAAACGUACAACACUAGCGAUCUCUUUGUUUAGAUUAUAAGUCGGUAUGUAACUAAUCGUUUUAACUUACGGUAGUGGAUAUGUAUAAAAUCAUUUUAUUUGCCAGUGCGAUGUUAGUGUCUAACAUCUGAAUGCGUACAAUCUACACGGCCUUAUGCAUAUUAGGAAAACCUUUCUCUUACACUCGCCUAAUUUCACAUUUAUCGUAGAUCAAUCGUACAGCUAUUUUUUAAACAAACAAAAAAAAUGGCACUAAGUUAAUUAAUGUCUAAAUCCACUCCUUAUAUUUUAUAAAUGUUAAAGUAAGGUGAAAUAGUACAUGUAAGUUUUGAGUUUAAGAUGUGUGCAAUUGUUGUUGCUUACAACACGCACAUUUACGUUUGAUCAGCUUGAUGCCAUAGACAAAUUAUUUUUUUUGAGUAUGUUUGACGUUUCGUUUUUUUUGUCGAUAAAGCUCGAACAAUUGCACAGAACAUCCCUAGCCAUAAGAUUUUAAUGUACGUAUUGUUCAGAUGCAAAUAUUUAGAAGAAUCAACAUGUAAAUAACGGUAACUAGUAUUAUACAAAAAUGUAAAGCGACCAUUAAUUAUUCGUGUAUCAUAUUUAUGAUAUGCUUAACUGAUUCGUUUCAAUGGGGGGCUUUGAAUUAAUCGUAGACUAAUUUUGAUGAGAUGUUAUUUUUUUUUAAAUUCUUGCACACUUGAGUAUUGAUCUAUGGAUCCGGGCUCAUGCGUGGGCGUUUUUUUGUUGUUCAUUUCCAGUGACAGGUAUCGAUUUGAAAAUGUGUUUAAAUUUUAGAAACGAUUGUAAUUUUUACCUUAUUGUUACGCAUUUUAGUAUCGAUUGGUGUAGUUACAAUGUACGUCGCAUUGUUAAUUGUUUGUAUUAUUAAAAGAAAUGUAUAACUAAUUUAUCCAAAUGUCGCGUAUGAAGUGUAUUCAGCAUUCUGGGCUUUUUCAAACUAAAAUAACAGCUUGUAUAAUAUUAUUUUUAUACAAAUUGAAGUAUAUAUUAAUGGAGAUGCGCUGUGUCUAAUCCGAUUGAUAGGUAAUCGCUGAGAAAGUAAAUUCUUCCAAAUAUUGUAAAGCCUCUGAAUAAUUCAAAUUAUAUUUAUAUUAACUGUUCAA